Molecule: messenger RNA, 2471 nt
Organism: Procambarus clarkii (red swamp crayfish)
Lineage: Eukaryota; Metazoa; Arthropoda; Malacostraca; Decapoda; Cambaridae
Product: snake venom 5'-nucleotidase
Biological process (GO): AMP catabolic process
Cellular component (GO): plasma membrane
Molecular function (GO): 5'-nucleotidase activity
Source: RefSeq, a predicted model, not a curated record
CGGCGGUCAGGAGUCAUAAGCGACGGGUGUACGCUCUCUCUCUCCCUGCCGCCCGUUAAUGACUCUUGUCGAUUAUACGUGAUAAUACUCGCUCUCGCGUCUAUUAUAGAUCCCAUCGCGUGCGUUUGUGAUCCACGAGUCUAUAGUGUCUAUUCCUGUGACUGCUCGCGGCGAGGGGAUAAUAAUUAACGAACAUUUAGUUAUUUUAACUUGGUUUAUAUCCGUCACUGGUGGAGAGACGAUGUACGUUCACGUGUACGCCGUUCAUGUUGUGCUUUACGCGUUCUUGUGGUUGGUUCGUGCUGACGACUUCGAGUUGACGAUCCUGCACGUGAACGACGUCCACGCCCGGUUUGAAGAGACUAAUGUGUACUCCGGGAGAUGCACUCCAGAGGACAAGGCCAAGAACAAGUGCUUCGGAGGCUUUGCCAGGUUGAAGACGGCCGUGAAGCAGGAACGGGAGAAGAGUCCCAAUGUCCUCUAUCUCUCGGCUGGGGAUUAUUUCCAAGGCACCAUCUGGUACUCAGUCCUCAAGUGGCAUGCGUUGGCCGACAUUCUCAACCUCGUUCCCAAUGAUGCUAUGUCCUUCGGCAACCACGAGUUUGACGAUGGCGUGAGCGGUAUCGAGCCCUUCCUGGAGGUCAUCAAGUUUCCAGUGCUGGCAGCCAACAUCGACGACACCUACGAGAAGUCCUUCCAGGGGAAGUACAAUAAGUCGACAGUCUUCACCAUGGGAGCACACAAAGUUGGAGUGGUGGGUUACCUCACCACAGAGACAAUGACUAUAGCGAGCCCCGGGAAGCUAAUCAUCACAGACGAGGCCAAGGCGGUGCGCGCGGAGGCCAGGAGACUGAAAGCGGCGGGUGUCGACAUUAUCAUCGCUCUGGGACACUCGGGCUACAGGAAGGACCUGGAGAUCGCCAAGGAAGUAGAAGAGGUGGAUGCUGUGGUCGGCGGCCACACCAAUACGUUCCUCUACACUGGUGAAAACCCAUCGACGGAGCCGAAGGUGGGAGAGUACCCAACGAUCGUGACCCAGGGGUCGGGGAAGAGGGUCCCCGUGGUACAGGCCUACGCUUUUGGCAAGUAUCUGGGCAAACUGGUCCUCACCUUUAACCAUAAGGGAGACGUGAUCGCCUGGCGAGGCAACCCCAUCCUCUUGGACAACACCAUUGAGCAAGACCAAGAGAUCCUGGAGGCGAUGGUGCAGUACAAGGAGAGGAUCAACCUGACCAUGUCUGAGAAUGUAGGCAAGUCGUACGUCUUCCUGGACGGCAACAGACUCUCCUGCAGGAUGAGGGAGUGCAACAUGGGCAACCUCCAGACCGACGCCAUCAUUCACAUAAACACCAAAUUCCCAGACGACAAGCGGUGGGCCAAGACCAGCCUGGCGGUCCAGAAUGGUGGGGGUAUCAGAGCGUCUAUCGACGAGCGAGCCUCCAAUGGCGUGAUCACCAUGGAAGAUAUACUUACUGUAGCGCCAUUCCAGAAUACCAUAGACAUCGUUGAGCUUAAGGGCAAGCACGUCAUGGAAAUGUUUGAGCAUUCUGUGUCUCAGUACGACCCUCAAGCGCUCACUCACCCUGGUGGAUUUUUGCAAGUCUCCGGCUUCGUGGUGGUGUACGACGUCAACCUCCCGCCGGGGUCGAGGGUGGUGAGGCUACAGGCUCGCUGUCAGGAGUGCCGAGUACCGGAGUUCCAGGACGUGAAGGACGACGCCAUCUACAGCGUCGCCAUGCCCUCCUUCCUGGCCAAAGGUGGCGACGGUUUCUCCGUCAUUAAAAACAAUAAGAUCAACCACCAUUUGACUGGUCUACUGGACACAGAUAUCUUCCUAGAAUACAUCAAGCAAAUGAGUCCGCUUUAUCAAGGCUUGGAGAACCGUAUCCUGUUUGUGGACUCGACGGACCUAUGCCCUGCUAUGCCCACUCGCACCCUCCCCUCAAAGACACCAGCCUACACCCUCCCUCGUGACAACGCCUCACGCUCUGCUGGGGGUGGAGGUGCAUCCCUAGCGACGCAGGGCGCGGCCCUCCUGCUGGUGGUGACUGCGGCGGUAUCUGUGGUGGUGAUGGGGGAAAGAAUGGUAUAGUUUAAUGGGUGUGCUAGCAGCCCUUGGAAAUAGUUAAAUAAAUAUUUGAAAUAGUGCGGGAGUUUGAAGCUUGUUAUAAGGUGAAAAAGGCAAAGGACGGAAUUUGGUGUAGGGAUGAAAAUUCGCCUCUUUCAAGGCCAUUACGAUGCCUUACGACAGCAUUAGUGUUAUGGAGAGUGGUUUAAGAUGCCAUAAAGGCAUUCUGGAAGUAUUGUCACUGUGCAGACUUGGUGGUGUUUACCUCCGACCUCCAUUAAACUUUAGAUCCAACGUCGGACUCACUUUCGAAAAUUGGCUUCUGGUGCUGUUUUUUUUCUGGUAUCAGCGUCACUACUUAAUAUUAUCAGUAUUAAUAUGGAGUAUCAAUGGGUGAUUGUUG